AUGAAAGGCAAGGUGUUCUUGGGUCAAUACUUGAUAUGGGUGAUAGUACUGUUGGGGCAGCUACACGGAUGCAAAAGCUGUAUUCUGAAAGAAAGAAACGCUUUGUUGGAGCUCAAGCAAUACCUGAUCUCCAUUUCUGAAGAAGGACAAUCUGACUAUGUUCUCCCUACUUGGACUAACGACACAAAGAGCCAUUGCUGCAGGUGGGAGGGCGUCAAGUGCAGUCGUACAAGCGGUCGCCUGACCAAGAUUGCUUUUGGUGAUUUGUACCUCAAAGAGAGUUCUCUCCUUAACCUUUCUUUGUUGCAUCCCUUUGAAGAGGUUCGAAGUCUAGACUUAUCCGAGUGCGCUUUCAGUGCCUUGUUUGAUGAUAGGGAAGGUUAUAAAAGCUUGAGUAAAUUAAGAAAACUGGAGAUUAUGGAUCUCUCUUCAAAUGAAUUCAACAACAGCAUCUUUCCAUUUCUCAAUGCUGCUACUUCACUUACAACUCUGUUUCUUGGGUUCAACAAGAUGGAUGGCCCUUUUCCUGUUAAAGACUCUCUUUCGGAACUUAGAAGCUUAACAAACUUGGAACUGCUGGAUCUGAGUGGAAACGGAUAUAAUAGCUCCAUGCCAGAGUUUACUCGCCGUAAAAAGCUGAGUGCCAACUAUUUUUCUAGCUCAAUGGAGCUGCAAGGUAAAAUCUCUUUAUCUGUGCUUUUACUUUGUGCUUCAAAAUCUAAGUUACUUUGUCUGGAUUCGAAUGAAUCCAAUAAAAGGUUGCCUGUGUUUGCUUCAUCUUCAAGAUUAUCCCAUACGAACAACAUAACAUUUUACGUGUCCCAUGAAUUCUCAAGAAUAGAACAACUACUCUCAUCAUCUUGUCAUUUUCUCAACUAUUUUUUCUCCUUUGAAGGUUUUUGUGGAAUGAAGAAUCUGCAGGAGCUCUACCUCCGUGGAAAUUAUUUUGCCGGCCAGCUUCCUCUGUGUCUAGGUAGCUUGAACAAGCUACAGGUUCUUCACCUUUCACUAAACCAAUUAAGUGGCAAUCUACCAUCUAGUUUCAAUAGCCUCGAGUCCCUCGAAUAUUUAUCACUGUCAGAUAACAACUUCAAAGGCUUGUUCUCCCUCAGUCUACUCGCCAACCUUACACAGCUCAAGGUGCUCAAACUUUCAUCAACAUCCGAUAUGUUACAAGUACAGACAGAAAGUACCUGGCUGCCUAAAUUUCAACUGAAUAUUGCUGCACUACCUUCCUGCGGCUUGAAGAAGAUCCCAAACUUUCUUGUGUACAUGAAGAAGUUGCAUCUACUUGAUCUAUCCAGCAACAGAAUAUCCGGAACCAUUCCUUCCUGGCUCUUGGCUAAUAAAAAACUUGAAGUUCUACAGUUGCAGAAUAACUCAUUCACUAUCUUUCAGAUUCCUACAGCAGUUCAUAAGUUACAGUUCUUGGAUUUUUCAGAUAAUAACAUCAGCGGAGUCCUCCCUGAUAAUAUUGGCCAUGAGCUUCCAAAUAUGAUACAUAUGAAUGGCUCUCAUAAUGGUGUCCACGGGAAGUUUCCUUCAUCUAUGGGUGAGAUGAAGAACAUAUCAUUCCUGGACCUGUCUCAUAACAAUCUCUCUGGAGAGCUACCUAGAAGCUUAUUCACAGGUUGUUCUUCAUUACAAAUCCUGCAACUCUCCCACAACCAGUUUAGUGGCCAUCCUCUUCCAAGACAGACUAAUCUAACAUCAUUGGUCGUGUUGAGGAUGGAUAACAACUUGUUCACAGGAGAGAUCGGAGACGGUUUGCUUACCUUGGUUAACUUGUCAGUACUUGACAUGUCAAACAAUCUUCUCGGAGGUGAUGUUCCAAGUUUGUUACCAAAUUCAUCUGAUGUCUUUAUGUUGUUGUUAUCAAACAAUCUCUUAGAAGGUACGUUGCCAUCUUCUCUGCUGGCUAAUCAACAUCUCAACUUUCUUGACCUCUCUGGGAACUUAUUAUCCGGAGCCUUGCCGUCAUAUGAUAGUUCUAUGUAUGGGAUAAAGUUGUUCCUACAGAACAACAGCUUCACAGGGGAGAUUCCAAGAACAUUGUUGGAAAAUGCUGAGAUUCUUGAUCUGCGGAACAAUGAACUCUCUGGGAAUUUCCACAGAUUGUCUGGGAAUAUUCCGGAGUUCAUCAACACCCAAAACAUAAGUAUUUUUCGUCUGCGUGAGAAUAAUUUAACAGGUCUUAUACCUCACCAAUUGUGUGGCCUAAGCAACAUCCAACUUUUGGAUCUAUCUAACAACAAGUUGAAUGGAUCCAUACCUUCAUGUCUUAGCAAUAUAUCAUUUGGUCUGAGGAAAGAGGAAACAUCAAAAUAUCAUGAUUUUCAACUUUGGUACAUUCCCAGUGAUGUCUUCACUAGUUCUAGUCAGGAACAAGACGCUUAUACCACCAGAAAUAUUGGUAUAUAUUUCAAAUCUCUGCUUGUGCUAGAUCCUUUUAGUAUUGAUUACGUGGCAGGCGCUGAGACUAAAAUUGAAUUUGCAACAAAAUAUCGGUAUGAUGCUUACAACGGUGGAAAUCUCCUAAACUUUUCUGGAUUGGACCUCUCAAAAAAUGAGCUAAGCGGUGAGAUCCCAGUGGAGGUAGGAAGUCUUGUGGAACUACAUGCUCUAAACCUCUCUCGCAACUAUUUAUCAGGUGCUAUACCAGGAAGCUUUUCAGGUAUGAAGAAUGUGGAGAGCCUUGAUCUUUCUUUCAAUAGUCUGCAAGGACAGAUUCCAACACAACUGACAGAUCUGAGCAGCCUAGCUGUAUUUAAUGUCUCAUUCAACAACUUAUCUGGGGUCAUUCCUCUGGGAAAACAGUUUAACACUUUUGAUUCACAAAGCUACUUAGGCAAUCCUCUUCUCUGUGGACAACCAACCAACACGAGCUGUGAGAGCAAUAACUUUCAAGAACCAGAUAAUGAAGUGGAGGCAGAUGAAUCCACAAUUGACAUGGUUUCUUUUUACUGGAGUUUUGCUGCAGCUUAUGUGACAAUACUUAUUGGAAUUUUUGUAUCUCUCUGUUUUGAUUCUCCUUGGAGCAGAUUUUGGUUCUACGUCGUUGAUGCUUUCAUCCACAAGGCUAGGAAUUUUCUUUGGUGAAAUUAGUGUUGGUUCAAAUCCAUUGAUGGCCCCCAUCUGAUUCUGUUCUUCUCAAAUCCUCCUGCUUUAUGUCACAAACUUUUGUUUAGUUCUUGUGUAC
Molecule: messenger RNA, 3199 nt
Organism: Raphanus sativus (radish)
Lineage: Eukaryota; Viridiplantae; Streptophyta; Magnoliopsida; Brassicales; Brassicaceae
Product: receptor-like protein 14
Molecular function (GO): protein binding
Source: RefSeq, a predicted model, not a curated record